UCAGUACCCCGCACUCGGCGUCGUUUGCGCCAGGAAUAAUCCCGCAAACAAGCCCCAUUAAACGGAUUUUCACUCUACUUUGCGCUGUUCGAUAUAUCAAUUUAGCCAUUUUGUAAAAAUACAACUUCCGUGCGUAAAUUACGCACAGACCGAAUGGCUUCAUAAAGAGUUUCUUUAUAUUAUUACUCGUACCUGAAGGCAUCCUCUGCAGGUAUGUUUUCACUUUUUUACGGUUUUGUAAUGUUUUAUGCGCUGGGCUACCGGCAGCUCGCGGGCGGCCAAGCGGACGACGGUAAGCGCUACAUUUGCCGAGCAGUGCCCCUCGUCGGCGACGCAAGCUGCCCGGUGACCUUAUUACCCGAAAUCAACGCCGGUGGGCAGGAAGAGGAGCUCCGCAACACGGUCAUGCAGCUUCGAGAGACAAUUCUCCAGCAGAAAGAAACACUUUCCAAGCAAAUCGGCACAAUCAACGAGCUAACAACCAAGCUGUCCCUCUGCGCAACAACUACUGAUGAUAGAAAGUACGAGAAAGGAGCUCAAUGGGGAAAAGUGAAGCAAAACACAAUGGGAGACGUCCCCAGAGAUCCAAACGACACUGUGGAGAAUCUCGGGAGAACAAUGCAGGGGCUCAAGGACCGGCUGGAGAACCUGGAGCAACAGCAAAUGCGGGCCAACAUAUCCGGCGCCUCGUUCCCCAGCGAGCUGCGUGAUUUACUGCAGCGUCGCCUGAUCGAGCUGGAAAAACAGCUCCUGAGGAAAGUCAGCAACCUGGAGGAGGAGAAGAGCAUGUUGUCCAACGCUACCGCAGCGUACCGACUCAAGACGGAAAGUACGCUCAACGCGCUGGUGGAGAGGAUAAGUGAGCUGGAGAAAGGAGGUGAAGAUUUCAAAACCCCCGAGCAGUUCAAGAUCUCCCUGCCGCAGCGUACAAACUACUUAUAUGGCCGCAUCAUCAAGAGUCUCCCGGAGAUGUACGCAUUCACACUCUGCAUGUGGAUCAAGUCCAGCGCCACUCCGGGUAUCGGAACCCCCUUCUCCUACGGCGUGCCCGGACAAGCCAAUGAGAUCGUAUUGAUCGAAUGGGGAAAUAACCCGAUUGAGUUGCUAAUCAAUGACAAGGUUGCACAGCUGCCCUUGGAAGUUCGUGACGGGAGGUGGCACCAUAUUUGCAUCUCCUGGACCACCAGGGAUGGUCAGUGGGAAGCUUAUCAAGAUGGAGAGAAGCAAGGAGCAGGAGAUAACCUGGCAGCAUGGCACCCUAUUAAACCAGGAGGGGUUAUCAUCCUGGGUCAAGAGCAGGAUGUCGUAGGUGGCCGCUUUGAUGCCGGUCAGGCCUUCGUGGGAGAACUGAGUCAAGUCAAUAUCUGGGACCGGGUUCUGAAGCCAGCCGAAAUCCAAUCAAUGGCCAACUGCACGUCGUACUUGCCGGGUAACGUGAUCUCGUGGCUGGCGAGCAAUGUGGAGGUGUUUGGAAGGGGAGCCUUCAAGAGGCCCUUGGAGAUGUGUCUGGAGCGUCUGCCUAAUACCUAAGCAAUUAGCAUCUGCCUUGUUUUUGCUAAUUAGCUGCUAUUUCAUCACAUCUUUUAUGAUUACUGUCAGACAGUUUGCGAAAAAAACAUUAUAAGUGAUCCACAUAGCGCUGAAUGUGUAAAUUAGGUUUCUCUGUUUCUAUUUUUUACUACCUGGUGUCAAAUCUAUUAUAACUUUGCCACCUUGAGAGACUUUGAGGUGAUGCAUCCCAGACGCAGAAGACCCGGAAUGGCGUUCACAUGUGAGCUGCUGUUGCGUGCCGUUGGGGAGAAAGUAGGAGAGAAGAUUAACUCCAAGGUCCGGCUCAUGUUAUGUCUGUUGCUUAACGGGAAAAUCGGCUUGGAGCCAAAAUCACUCACAUGUUGUAUCCUUGAUUCAUCACCGUGCUUUUUUUUUUUCUUUCCUCUCCUUGCCUUGUCCAUAUGAACAAAAACCUGUUUUGUAUUGAUGGCAUGAUUUGAUUGUAAACAUUUUUGUAUUUAUUUUAUUGUGUAUAGUUACAGCGUUAUUCAUCAUUGUUGGCACUGUUCUAACUAAGAAUGUCUACUUUGUAAUUUGUGGUAUGUAUAGUGGUUUACAAUGUGCUGCAAUGCUUUUGUGUUUAUAUUUACGUGGCCUUGAUAGGGAUUGAAGUGCCAAAAAAAAAAAAAGUGGUUUUAUAUGUCUGAAAAUGCCAUUAAAUAAAAAGAGGU
Messenger RNA from Syngnathus typhle (broad-nosed pipefish), 2222 nucleotides. RefSeq names its product neuronal pentraxin IIb (gene nptx2b). The record is from RefSeq and is a predicted model, not a curated record. Lineage: Eukaryota; Metazoa; Chordata; Actinopteri; Syngnathiformes; Syngnathidae. The transcript has 5 exons. Bases 214 to 1530 code for a protein of 438 amino acids.